GUGAAUAUCAAGAUUUAUAUAAAGAUUGGAAAGUAUUUUUCAUUCGUAUAUUUCACUAUCUCUCAACAUUUCCGGUGAAACUCGAUAAUAAAUUUUAUCCUGCAAAUAUUUAUUUAAAUAGAACCACUGAUUCGAAAGACAGAGAGAGCUGUUUGAAGAUGAUGGGAAUGGGGAUUGAACAAGGCUACAUGAAUAAUGAGCCUCUUGCCUUCAAUGCUAACAAAGGAAAGCCACCCAUGCCAUCUGAUGGGAAAAAGGAUGAUAACUCGAUGAAUGCAUUUGCAGCUAAACUUUUAAACAUACCAAAAUCUGAGCGUCAAUUUUCUGAUGAUGGUUCCAGCAUGACUAUGCCACCUAUGCCCCCUGCGGGAAUCAGCGAUGGUAAUCUAGAUCAACAGAAUAUGAUGAUGCAAGGGGGACAGGGUUUCUUUCCUAUGGGCGGUAUGGGGCCGAUGAUGGGAAUGAUGGGCCCUGGACCUAGCCCUGAGAUGAUGAGUAUGGGAAAUAUGAUGAUGUUCCCUGGGAUGGGUUGGGGACCAGGUGGGGCUCCAAUGGGAACAACUGAUAACAUGCAGAUGGCGCCAGUUGUAAAGGAAAUUAUAAGGAUGAAGAAUUGCGUUCUAUAUCCUCCUCCGCCAAAUGCUCCCCCACCAACAACAAGAGAGCGUCCACCAGGUUGCCGGACAAUAUUUGUUGGUGGUUUACCUGAAACGUGUACAGAAGAAAUUCUACAGGAAGUGUUCGGGGAAUUCGGUCCCACCACUAGUGUUCGUAAAAGCAAGAAGAAGAAUUUUGCACAUGUUCGAUUUGAGGAUGAGAAUAGCAUUGAUAGAUCGCUGUUUUUGUCAGGUUACAGAAUGAAAAUAGAGGACAAAGAUGACAAAGCUAACACAGGUCGACUGCAUGUAGAUUUCGCCAUGGCACGGGAUGAUCAGUACGAGUUUGAAUGCAAGCAACGAGCACUAAUGCGAGAUAUGAGGCAUCGUCAACGUGUCGAGGAAGAACGGUUACGACCGCCAAGUCCCCCUCCAAUUAGUCAGUACAGUGAUUAUGAAGCUUCUGCACUGAGUGAAAAACUGAAAUCUGACGAAGAUUUCAUGAAGGCGUCACAGGUGUUGUUGACAUGGUUAGAGAGAGGCGAUGUCAGUCGUAGAAAUAUCAACACGUUCUACAGUAUGAUUCAGUGUACGAACUCUCAUAUACGCAGAUUACUCAUGGAGAAACAAGGCCAUGAGGAGGAGCUUUUACGAAUGAAAGAAAAGUUCAAGAGCAUAUUUGAAGGAAUUUUACGACAAUUUGAUCAGAUUGAGAAAAUCUUCACGUUGGCGCAGAAACAACGUAACUGGGAUCAUUUUACAAAAGCUCAGCGCAAGAACAUUGAACUCUGGCUCAAACAGGCAAAGGAAAUCAAGCAGAACCAACAAGAGGAGUUCUUUAGUAAUCGUCAGGAGGCCGAGAUGGAAAUGUCUGAUGAUGACGAGGGGCCGACAAUACCAAAACGAAAAAAGCCGGAGUACAGUGAAACUACGACAAACCAGUAUGUUGAAAUGGCUGGCAAAUUGAACCAGUUAAAUAUGUUAAAAGAUGAGAAUGAUGAUCUGAAGUGUCAGAUGGAAGCUUUCAAAAAUGAGCUGGAGCUGUAUAAACAGGAGAAGACAUCAAAUAGAGGUGACAGUGAGAAAGAGGUCAAAGCAUUACAAAUGGCUAUGCAGGGGAUGCAACAGCAAUUGAUUACAGCAAGGACUGAGCUAACAGACUACAAGAAGAGAACUGACCAGGAAAAAGCUGUACUUGCCCUUGAGAAACAAUCAGCAUUAGAUCAGCUGUCUAAAGAAAAAGCUGCAAAUAAAGACAGAAGCACCUCGAGUUCAGAAUCCACCUCAGAGGAGAAACAGCAACCAACACCACAGAAAUUGGCAGUAGCUGAAGAUACAAUAAGCAGUACUGGGACACAUGUCACAGAAAAAGAAGCACAACUUGUUGGUUUGGUGUGUUGUUUCUUACAUGUACAUCCCACUGGAGCAUCUUUAGAUUAUAUCUGGUCAUAUCUGCACCGGCUCGGUGUUGCCUGUCGUGUUAGUGAACUAGAAACAUUACUCGAGAAAAUGUCCAUUAUUUUCCGACAGGAAGUGAGUGGGGUAGGCGCAACUAUAGAAAGACGAUGGCACUUCACUGGAUAUAGAGGCUUUAGUUCUUCAUCAGCCAUUUCAUUUUGAUGGUUUCUUGAAGUAAAUUUUCUCUAUAAGUUUUAAGACAUUUUCAUAUCUGACGGAGAUGAUUUUGCGAAGGGAUAUUUUACGCUACAUUGACAUUGCUGAAUCAGAAUGAACAUUAAAAAGACGUCGUGACUUUGUUGUGUUGCUCAAGAUAAAAGUUCUGUUGAAAUCCAGAUGGAUUGCUGAAGAGAUAUUGUGAUGAAGUAAGGUUGGUUUGUUUGUGAAGUGGUGAUUUCAUCUUUCAUCAUCAUUUUUACAAAACAAUCAUGUUCUACGCAAACUGUAGGGGUUUCUGGUUGGGGUUGAAGUCUUACAAAACUAUGCUUUUUUAACAAGGUUUUGCAACUUAUUUAGCUUUCAUAAAACUAAGGGUUAAAUUAGUAAAUUUUAAUCAGUGUAUUUGCAGUAUUUUCAACAACUGUUUUCUGCCCUAUUAAGUGACUGAGAGAAUUUCAGUCUAAAGUAAAAAGUGUAGAUGAUUUUUUUAAACUUUAGCUAUUCAUAUCAUUUAGAAAUUCAAUACUUUGAAUAAAGAGUUUCUUGCUUCAGAACAUAAAUUUAAACAUUGCACAUUAUAUUAUAUUUGUUGAUGUGUACAUUUUAAAGUUGUUUUGAAAAUUCAUUUAUCUUUUAUACAUAGCACAAAUGUUAUUGUACAUGUAUUUUGCUGUCAGCAUUUUAUGUUCCUGUAUUUUUGCGCCAUGAAACCCAACCCAAUACAAGUAUUAAUCAGUCAUUGUAAUACACAAUUUUAAUAGGGCAAACAUUUUAAUCUUUCCUUCACUUUUUUAUAAGGAUUGCUCAUAGUUUUGAGUGAAAAUUUGCAUUGUAUGAAUUCAUCUUGAAUUGUUAUAGAUAUGUGAUUGUGAAAAUGGUAAAUUCAGUGAUAUAAAUUGAUGAAAAUUGAGUAAAAGAGAUAAAUGGGCAGCUUUUUUGCAUGUCAGACAAGAUUAUUUGCUGUUUUACACCGGUGUCAGAAAAACCUGUCUUACAUCCCCGUGUAGGAUUUAAUGCAUUAUGGUUUAGUUUUCCAUUUCACUUUAAGUGAAGUAAGGUGAUUUCUUACAUUUAUGUUAAGUAUUUUGUUGUAUGAUGACAUUUUCUUGUAUAUGAAGUAUUAUUGUUAAGCUUCAAUCUUGAUAUGUGUGCUGCAUACAUUUUAAAUGUAUGGAAUAAAGGUAUAAAAAAUA
This is a messenger RNA of Ruditapes philippinarum (Manila clam), 3406 nucleotides long. Its product is annotated as ecto-NOX disulfide-thiol exchanger 2-like. NCBI's taxonomy places the organism in Eukaryota, Metazoa, Mollusca, Bivalvia, Venerida, Veneridae. Gene Ontology annotation, cellular component: external side of plasma membrane; plasma membrane. Gene Ontology annotation, molecular function: RNA binding; protein-disulfide reductase activity. The coding region runs from base 159 to 2216 and encodes 685 amino acids. Gene Ontology annotation, biological process: ultradian rhythm. The record is from RefSeq and is a predicted model, not a curated record. The transcript is spliced from 14 exons.